GUGUGUGUGUGUGUGUGUGUGUGUGUGUGUUCUGCGCUCACUCACGUAUUUAACAGUGGGGUGGUGGCGGUAACUCAAUAUGGAGCUCUAUAGAUAUUUCGCGAAACUAACACCGUUUAACUUGGAAACAUUUCACUUCUAUCAUGUGUUCGCAGUCUUGUGUAUAAUCUACAUUUCAGCGGUGCUGAUUAAAUGGUCUAUAAAGAGAAAGAGGUGGAUGCGUGCCUUAGAGCAGUUUCCUGGACCUCCUGGCCACUGGCUUCUCGGACAUGUUACAGAGUUUAAGCAAGAUGGAACAGAUUUGGAGAAGAUACCCAAAUGGGGAGAACAUUAUCCCUUUGCUUUCCCAAUGCAGUUUAGCCCAGAUAGUAUACAUCUUUUUGUCCAUCACCCAGCUUAUGUCAAGCCCAUUCUGGCAACAACAGGACCAAAGGACGACUUUGCAUAUAGAUUCCUCAUCCCUUGGAUAGGUGAAGGUUUACUUGUUACUGCUGGACAGAAAUGGUUUCGCCACAGACGACUCCUCACACCAGGAUUCCAUUAUGAAAUCCUAAAGCCUUAUGUGAACGUAAUGGCAGAUUCAGCUAAAGCUAUGCUGGACAAGUGGGAAGUAUAUGCAAGAACAGGGCAGACCUUUGAACUUUUUCAGCAUGUUAGUCUGAUGACACUGGACAGCAUAAUGAAGUGCGCGUUUAGCUGCCAAAGCAACUGUCAGACAGAGAGAAGAUCCAACCCAUACAUAAAGGCAGUGUAUGAACUGUGCUACCUGGUGAACUUACGGUUUCGCGUCUUUCCAUAUCACAAUGACAUCGUCUUUCACAUGAGUCCACAUGGCUACAGAUACAGAAACGCAUGCAAAAUUGCACACAGCCAUACAGAUGAAGUCAUAAGACAGAGAAAAGAAAUCUUAAAUAAGAAGAAGAACCAGGAUAAUGUUCCAGAGAAGAGAUGUUUAGACUUUCUGGAUAUCCUUCUAUGUGCUCGUGACGAGCAGCAGCAGGGUUUGUCUGAUGAAGCCAUCCGAGCAGAGGUGGACACUUUUAUGUUUGAGGGACACGACACUACUGCCAGUGGCAUCUCCUGGAUCUUCUACAGCAUGGCCUGCAACCCUGAUCAUCAGCAGAAGUGCAGAGAGGAGAUCCAGCAAGUGCUGAUGGGAAAGGAUACUAUCGAGUGGGAAGACCUCAGUAAAAUACCAUAUACCACAAUGUGCAUUAAGGAAUCCCUGCGCAUGUACCCUCCUGUUCCAGGAAUGGGAAGGAAGUUGUCCCAACCUAUUACUUUUCCUGAUGGAAGAACUGUUCCUGCAGGUCUACUUAUUGGAAUCAGUAUUUAUGGAAUUCAUCACAACCCUACAGUUUGGGAGAAUCCAAAGGUGUUUGAUCCAUUGAGAUUUCUGCCAGAGAACAUUGCUAAGAGAUCACCCCAUGCCUUUGUGCCUUUCUCAGCUGGACCAAGGAACUGCAUUGGCCAGAACUUUGCUUUGAACGAGAUGAAAGUGGUCGUGGCUCUGACAUUGAGGAAGUAUGUCCUCAUCAAAGAUCCAGUUCAUACUCCAAAGAUGAUCCCUCGACUAGUGCUCAGAUCUCUCAAUGGUAUACACCUUAAGAUCAGACUAGUGGAAAAUGAACCUUGAGAAGAUUUAAAUAGUAUAGAAUAACAUACAAGUAUUUUAAAUGAUAAUUUGCUUACUUGAUUCAUUAAUUCAAUUCCAUAACUAAAGUGCAUAUAUCUGAAUAUUGUUAAGGAAACCUUCAUUCUAAAAAUAAGUAAUAUACAGGAGCUACUUUUUAAUUAACUAAUGAAUACAAAAUGAUUAUUUAAAAAUUCUAACACUAUUUCAGAAGCACUUAUAUUUACGUUUGGUGCACUGUCGCAGUACCCCACAUUUUUUUAUUUCUUUUUCAUUCUUGUCAUUACUUUCUCAUCUGUAUUAACUUGCAUUUAUUUUUUUCUGAACACACCUUAUACUUUUUGUCUUACUAUGUUAUCCACUUUAUUCAGGUGUUAGCUUAAUUAAACAUAACACCCUUGUCAAAUGUAUAGUCAUUAAUAAGGUCUGUCCUGUUAUGAGAUGCUUGUCAGAAUUACCCGUUUAGAAAAACGUGGUUUCAGUUAUUAGACAGGAGUGUAUCGUUAUUUUUAAUAAAUGGAUGUAAAAUGUGCAACAUGUUUUUUUUUAUGCUGCACAUUGGGAAAAUCAGAAACACAAAAUAAAAAUAAUUUUAAGGUU
Ictalurus punctatus (channel catfish) is the source of this 2233-nucleotide messenger RNA. Its product is annotated as cytochrome P450 4A6. The coding region runs from base 80 to 1636 and encodes 518 amino acids. Lineage: Eukaryota; Metazoa; Chordata; Actinopteri; Siluriformes; Ictaluridae. The transcript is spliced from 12 exons. Gene Ontology annotation, molecular function: iron ion binding; oxidoreductase activity, acting on paired donors, with incorporation or reduction of molecular oxygen; monooxygenase activity. The record is from RefSeq and is a predicted model, not a curated record.